ACGCCAUGUUUGAAACCAUUUGAAAUGCACGUGAACCGAAUUCAGCGGAAGAACGAUGAAGAAUAUUGCAGGCUCAAUGCCGCCAUAUUGAAAUUACCUCUUCGAACAGAGGAGACUUCGCAGAUUGUUUUGAAGGAAUACAGACCAAGAAUGCCUCUGCCUCCAGCGCUCCAAGCCCGUCUUGCAAAGAGGGGAAUAAUUCAAAAAGACAGGGAGAAACCAGAUGAACUACCUAAAGUAGAUGGACCAGUGAAGGGCUGUCCAAAUACUUCAAACCCAUAUCACACAUGCGUGGAAUAUUGUCGAAAACGAUAUGGCCAAAACAAUACUUCUGCCCCACCAAAGGACUUCAGCACUGUUCCAUUACCUGUAGGAUGGUAUCUAGUACCAGACCCCAGCAGUGGAGCCAGUUAUUACUGGAACACUCUAACCAACCAAGUUUCUUGGCACCAUCCAUUAGAUCCAGCAGCUGAAAUAACUCUCCCGUCAUCUUUACUCGAAAAGCAAAAAGAAGCUCAAACAGACAUUCAACCUAACAGAGAAAUCCUUGCCCCACCCGGGGUGGACACGGAACAAGAUAAAGAACAGGUGUUGAGUAUCGGCAAACAUCCCAGUCUCAUGAAGGGAUCCCAAAAGCGCCAAGAGGCUGCGGUCAAAAGAAAACAAGAGAAAGACAUAAAAGCUGAAAAGCGCAGAAAAUCAGACGAAGUCGACCCAAUGGAUCCCUCCUCGUAUUCUGAUGCUCCAAGGGGUACAUGGACUACAGGUUUACUCAAGAAAGGUGAAGCUAAAACAGGAGUCGACACAACAGCUAAUGGACCUUUGUUUCAAAUGAGGCCGUACCCCAGUCCUGGGGCAGUACUAAGGCAAAAUCAACAACUGACACAGAGGUCUUCAGUGGAAACAAGUGAAUGAACCUUGGAACGUUUGUAAACCUCAGCUGAACUCUUUCCUCCCAAGAGUUCCGAAGUUUUUUAGUUGCCAGAAAAAAGAUCCUUUUGUGGAAAUUUUGAAAAAAAAACAGCUGCAGUACCACGUGAAAGUACUGCUUACCAGCUUUCAUUUGAAUAGUCAAGGUUUCAAUUGAAUGGUUUUAGCCACAGACUUAAAAGUUAGAACCACCUUGAACAGCAUAAUUAACAGUACCACAUGAAAGUACUGCUCAAUAGCU
Orbicella faveolata is the source of this 1171-nucleotide messenger RNA. RefSeq names its product polyglutamine-binding protein 1-like. Lineage: Eukaryota; Metazoa; Cnidaria; Anthozoa; Scleractinia; Merulinidae. Gene Ontology annotation, cellular component: cytoplasm; nuclear body. Gene Ontology annotation, molecular function: protein binding; ribonucleoprotein complex binding. The record is from RefSeq and is a predicted model, not a curated record. Gene Ontology annotation, biological process: alternative mRNA splicing, via spliceosome.